AUGUCUUCUCUCGCACCUGUACCCGAGGAUGAUCAGCUUGAACUCAGUGAUAAGUAUGAUAUUAGCAAAGGUCGUCUAUGGCCAGUGAACUUCCCAGAAGUACCAAGAUCUGAUUAUGGAUUUCCCAACGAUUCCGAUCGAUGUUACCGCAAUGUGAUGGUUCAAAUGCUUCUACAUUUGCCAGCGUUUACAGCUUGGCUGGAGGACUAUGUUAUGGGAAGACACCUUCCUAAGGAAGAGGUGGAAGGAAGUGGUGCUUGGUGUGAAAGGAUUAAUGGACAACCAUGUCUCUUAUGUCUCUUUACCGGAUUAUUGUGGAACCGGGUUUGGAGUCAAUGGGAUAAUGGAACAGGAAAUUUCGUUGGACAGCAGGACACCCUGGAGUUUUGGCCGGAAUUCUUGGGACAGCUUCGUAAUGACAUAGAUCCUACCAUGUAUGACUUGCCCCUUUAG
Molecule: messenger RNA, 453 nt
Organism: Penicillium malachiteum
Lineage: Eukaryota; Fungi; Ascomycota; Eurotiomycetes; Eurotiales; Aspergillaceae
Exons: 3
Coding region: 1-453 (150 amino acids)
Source: RefSeq, a predicted model, not a curated record